GCAAACACAGAAAUCAGCAAGCAGCCAGCAGCAUCAGCAGUUUAGACGACUGACAUCGAUCCGCACCGCAUGACGAUGCUGCCCCGCGGCGCCGCGGAUAAAAUCAUCAGCCACACCCUGGCAGGCGCGAUGCUCUCAGGCCUCGGCAUAUGGCACCUCUUCAACCACAUGAGGCUCUUGGUCUCCCUCGCCCCGACGGCCCCGUCGUCCUCAUCGUCGCGCGUCGCCGUCCUCGCGCCGGCAGCAUGGUUCCCGGCGCCACGGGUGCGCCGCCUCGAGCCCAUCGCCAUGCUGGCCGCGGGAGCGUACGGGCUGGCCACCCAGAUGCUCGCCUACUCGCCGAUGCCGUUCCGCGCCGACGGCUCCAUCCCGCCUGAGCGCCUGCCGAACCACGAGCACGCCAUCAUCUACGCCUCGCUCCUCGUCUACGCCGGCUCCGCCAUAUACCUGGACGACGACGACGACCGCGCCGGGCCGCGCCACGCGGCGCCGGCGCCAACGACGCUCUGCAUGCUCCUCCUGGCGGCGCUCUUCGCGCAGGAGCUGUUCGUGUUCCACGUCCACUCCUCCACCGACGACCACGCCGGCGUCGAGGCCCGCCUGCACUGGUUCCUGCAGGCCUCCGCCGCCGCGUGCCUCGCCGCCGCGCUGCUCGGCGCCGCCCGCCUCCCCGCGGACCUCCAGCUCGCCGCCGGCCUCGUCCGCUCCGCGUCGCUCGCGUUCCAGGGCCUCUGGUGCGUCGUCAUCGGCGUCGCGUGGGUCCCCGGGAUGCUUCCCGCCGGAUGCUACCUCGACGGGAGCGGCGUCCACCUGCGCUGCCGCGGCGAGGACAGCCUGCGCCACGCCAUUGCUGUCGUCAACCUGCAGUUCGGAUGGUGCAUGGUCCUCGUCGUCGGGAUUUACGUGUACGUGUGCAAAAGGUAUCCGGCUGGAGCUUGGUCUCAUGGGGAGGUAUACGGACGGCUGCCGGAAGCAGAAGCUGCAGACGAGGACGACGACAGCCACCACCACGACAUGAAGACGCCAAACUGUAAGCAGCUGGCGGCGCACGAUGACGUGCAUGAGUUCACGUCACUGGAGAUCGACGUCUAAAUUAAGAGUCCAUAAAGAUGAUUGCUCACGACUCAAA
Molecule: messenger RNA, 1129 nt
Organism: Zea mays
Lineage: Eukaryota; Viridiplantae; Streptophyta; Magnoliopsida; Poales; Poaceae
Exons: 1
Coding region: 70-1092 (340 amino acids)
Source: RefSeq, marked validated